UAUGGAAACUGCUGGUGCUGCAGUCACUUAUGGGGUGCCUUGCAGGGAGCAGUGUCCUGCAGAGUCCUGUCUUCACCAAGCAGCCUGGCAGCAUUGUGUAUCCUGUGGAGACGGUGGAGAAGAACAGGGAGGUGGUGUUCAGUUGUGAAGCGCAGGGGAGCCCGCCACCCAUCUACCGAUGGAAAUUGAAUGGCACGGAAAUCAGUCCCAAAUCUGGAUCUCACUACAGCCUUUCUGGAGGCAACCUCAGAAUCAGCCAUCUGAACAAAGACCAAGAUGCUGGAACGUAUCAGUGCCUCGCCUCCAACUCUUUCGGGACCAUCGUCAGCCGAGAGGCCAGUCUAACCUUUGCAUAUUUGGAAAACUUCAAGACUCACAGAAGAAGCUCUGUAUCAGUCCGCGAAGGUCAAGGAGUGGUUCUGCUGUGCGGCCCUCCACCGCAUUCUGGAGAUCUCGUGUUCUCCUGGAUCUUUAAUGAAUACCCGACCUUUGUGAAGCAGGAUACGCGCCGGUUCAUCUCACAGGAGACAGGGAAUCUGUACAUCGCCAAAGUGGAGCCCUCUGAUGUUGGCAACUACACCUGUGUGGUGACAAAUACUGUCACAAAGACCCGGGUCCAGGGUCCACCCACUCCACUAGUGCUCCGCAGUGAUGGUGUGAUGGGUGAAUACGAGCCAAAGAUUGAAGUUCAGUUUCCAGAGGUUGUUCAUGUUGCCAAAGGAUCCACUGUGAAGCUGGAAUGCUUCGCUCUGGGAAAUCCAGUUCCAUCUAUAAACUGGAGGAGAAUGGAUGGCAUCCCCUUCCCCAGAAAAGUGGACAUGAGGAAAGCCAGCGGCGUCUUGGAAAUCCCAUAUUUCCAGCAGGAGGACGCUGGCACGUAUGAGUGUGUGGCAGAGAACUCCAGGGGAAUGAACACAGUGAAAGGGAAGCUCUCUUUCUACGCUCCUCCUCAUCUCAUUGAGAAACCCCAAGACGUCCAGAAGCUCAUUGAUGACUCGUUGGUGUGGGAGUGUAAAGCCACGGGGAAGCCGAAGCCUUCUUACAGAUGGAUGAAAAAUGGAGAGAACCUGGAAUCUACAGAGGAGCGUGUGCAGGUUGGCAACGGAGCAUUGUCAAUCAGUCGUCUGACCCUGUCCGACACAGGAAUGUACCAGUGCGUGGCCGGGAAUAAGCAUGGCGAAGUCUACUCCAAUGCAGAGCUCAGAGUAAUAGCCGUUGCCCCAGAUUUCUCCCACAACCAGCUGAGGAGCCAGACACUGGUGAAGGUUGGAGGAGAUAUUCUCAUCGAGUGCAAGCCCAAGAUGUCUCCGUGGGGUGUGAUCUCCUGGCGAAAGGGCAGCGAACCACUACGGGAAAGUAACAGGGUCUCCAUCUUGGACAACGGGAACCUUCGAGUAUGGAAUGCGACCAAAUCUGAUGCAGGUCUCUACACCUGUGUGGCAAGAAACCAGUUCGGUGUAGCAAGCAGCACAGGAAGUGUCACAGUUAAAGAGCCGACCGUCAUCACCACCCAGCCGUCCACGCUGGAUGUUACGGUGGGGGAGAGCGUGGUCCUGCCCUGCCAAGUGAGCCACGACCCGUCGCUGGAGCUCAAGUUCACCUGGUUCUUCAAUGAGCAGCUCAUCCACUUCGGGAGCCACGGAGGAUUCUUUGAAAAAGUGGGAGGUCAGCAUUCGGCAGGAGACAUUAUGAUUCGAAAUAUCCAGCUGAGGCAUGCGGGGAAGUACACGUGCGCCGUGCAAACGAAGGUGGACAGCAUUUCCAUCGCUGUGGACUUGGUUGUCAGAGGUCCCCCGGGGCCCCCUACUAGCAUCCAUGUAGAAGAAAUCACUGAUACCACAGCCUCUCUGUCCUGGAGGCCUGGUCCCGAUAAUCACAGUCCAAUUACGGCACACACCAUCCAGGCCAGGACACCAUUUUCCCUCGGGUGGCAGGCUGUCACCACAGUUCCUGAGGUGGUGGGGGGCCACCGGCUGACAGCUACAGUAAUAGACCUGAGCCCUUGGGUGGAGUAUGAGUUUCGAGUCCUGGCAAGCAACACCAUCGGGACCGGCGAGCCCAGCAAGCCAUCUAAACAAGCAAGGACAAAGGGGACCUCUCCGAAGGUCACACCAGCUAAUGUGAGUGGAGGCGGUGGCAGUCGCUCCGAAUUAGUCAUCACAUGGGAGCCGGUUCCGGAGGAGUUGCAGAACGGACCAGGUUUUGGCUAUGUUGUCGCUUUUCGGCCCCACGGUGCCACAGGAUGGAUGCAGGCUGCUGUACCGUCUGCUGAAGCAUCAAAAUAUGUCUUCAAGAACGAGAGCAUCCAGCCCUUCUCGCCUUUCCAUGUGAAGGUCGGGGUUUAUAACAAUGAGGGGGAAGGGCCAUUUGGACCUGUUACCACUAUCUACUCUGCUGAGGAAGAGCCUGGCCGAGCUCCCACCAGGGUCCGCGCCAAGAGCCUCUCUGCAUCCGAGAUUGAAAUUUCGUGGAAAGCGCUGCCCUGGAAUGCCAGCAAAAAAAGAGUCCUGGGCUAUGAGCUGAGGUACUGGAGUAGAAGUGAAAGGGAAGACACGGCCAGUGUGCAAAAGACUGUAGGAAAUCAAACAUCUACUAUUAUCCGUGGGGUGAAAGGCAGCACCACAUAUUACAUCUCAGUGAGGGCGUAUAACACUGCCGGAACGGGGCCUCCCAGCUCCACGGUCAACGUUACCACCAAAAAACCACCACCCAGUCAGCCGCCAGUUAAAGUGAGGUGGAAUGCUUCAAACUCCAAGAUUAUAUUGAACUGGGAGCAGGUCAAAGCCCUUGAGAAUGAGUCAGAGGUCACUGGUUACAAAGUGCUGUACAAGAAGAAUCAACACAGCCGCCCCAACGUCAUGGAAACCAACACGACCUCUGUAGAGCUCGCUCUGCCCACCGACCAGGAUUAUAUCAUCCAGAUAAAGCCAUUUGGAGAGGGAGGGGAAGGCAGCAGUAGCAGGCUGAUCACCAUCCCGAGGCUACCAGGCCCCAACGCAGUCGGCUCGGCAUCCAAGGUCUCCACUCUAUCAGCCCUCAGUACAAUAGCACUGUCUUUCACAGCACGGACAUCUUUAUGACAAACAGCUCCCAGCAGACGUUGCAUCUGAUGUGAAGACAGCUCUGCAGCGGAACGCAAACACAGCCCACUCUGGUGUAACUAGAUCCAUUCAUUUAGAUUUUAGAGGCAGAAGGAAGAAAUAAAAAAUAAAAAAAAACAUGCCAUUGAGAUAUGACAGGGAAGGAGUCCCCUUCAG
Plectropomus leopardus (leopard coralgrouper) is the source of this 3257-nucleotide messenger RNA. The record is from RefSeq and is a predicted model, not a curated record. NCBI's taxonomy places the organism in Eukaryota, Metazoa, Chordata, Actinopteri, Perciformes, Serranidae.